GAUUUCACACCUUCGCCUCUUCUUUUUUCCCUUUCAUUCGAACCCUCAAUCCCUUGCUUCAUCCUCUGUUAUGGAGGAAGCUUCUUCAAUCUGCAGAUACUGGAAAUUAAAUGGAUUCUAGGAAGAAGCAGCUAUCUUCAGACACCUGGGCAAAGGCUUCUUCCUCCAAUGAAAGCUGCCAAGAUCAUAAUCAGCAACAGCAGCAAAUGGAAAACGAAAACUCUUCGAUUUUAGAUUAUGAUUUAAUGAUAAGAAAACAAUUGGAAACAAUCCCAUCUUCUUUAACCCAAAUCAAACUCCUUGCUCAACAAGAUCUUGAGGAUAAAAACAAAGCCCAGUUAUGGGAUCCAAGAACCAUGCUAACUAAUCUCUCCAUUAUGGAACAAAAGAUUCAUCAACUCCAGGAAUUGGUGCAAUUAAUCGUUGGCCGAACAGCCAAAUCGUCAAUUGGUCAACCAAAUGAACUCUUGAUUCAACAACAGCAACUUGUUACUGCAGAUUUGACUUCAAUUAUAGUUCAGCUGAUAUCAACUGCAGGUAGCCUUCUUCCUUCAGUCAAACAUCCACAUUUCGCCGCAAAUCCGUCCGUUGGUGAUGGACUUCUUCCUAGUGACGAUAAUUCUAAAGAUAAUAAUGAUAAUAUUGAUAGUUAUACUAAUAAGAACAUGGUACACAAAGUGGAAGAUCAGUCAAACGAAAGUGAUCAUAUGGAUGUUCAUGAAGAACACGAGUCUAAAGACGAUGAUGAUGUUGAUGAUGGAGAGAAUAUUCCUCCUGGAUCAUAUGAAAUCUUGCAGCUCGAAAAAGAGGAGAUUCUUGCACCCCACACUCAUUUUUGUGUCAUUUGUGGGAAGGGUUUCAAAAGAGAUGCCAAUUUGAGAAUGCAUAUGAGAGGUCAUGGAGACGAGUAUAAAACACCAGCAGCGUUAGCCAAACCCCACAAAGAUACGGGCUCAGAACCAAAGCUCAUCAAGAGAUAUUCAUGCCCUUUUGUUGGUUGUAAGAGAAAUAAAGAUCACAAGAAGUUUCAGCCAUUGAAGACAAUCUUGUGUGUAAAGAAUCAUUACAAGAGAACCCAUUGUGAUAAAAGCUAUACAUGUAGUCGUUGCAACACCAAGAAAUUCUCGGUGAUUGCAGAUCUUAAAACACACGAAAAGCAUUGUGGACGAGAUAGAUGGCUUUGUUCUUGUGGUACGACAUUUUCAAGAAAAGAUAAGCUUUUUGGGCACAUUUCUCUUUUUCAAGGCCAUACUCCUGCUCUCCAGUUGGAUGAACCUAAAGGAGGAACAGUUAGUGCACAUGAUCAAGGGAAUAAUAAUCUUGAAGUGCCAACAGAAGUUGGAUUCUUUGAUUUCAACUUCAAUCCGAAUUCAAAUGGUUGCGGUGGAUCUGGGGUUCAAAUGGGUGGUGACCCAAGUGCUUGUUUUUCACCGUUGAACAUGGAUGGGUUUCAAGAGUUUCCGAGAACUCUGUUUGAAGACUCAGAUAGUUUCUCUUUCCUUGUAUCGGGCUCCUGUAAUUACCUGUGGAAGAAUGGAGGGGAGUCAAGUUCUAAGGAUCUGCAAUGAUGACGAAAAUUUCUAUCUCCUUUGUAGCAUGGUUAGUUGUUUAAAUAUUUUCGCAUUUUAGCGUAGUCGUUCGAUUAUAACUUUGAAUUUCUUAUCUUCGAAUAAAUUGAUGAUUUUUCUCCUA
This is a messenger RNA of Cynara cardunculus var. scolymus (artichoke), 1692 nucleotides long. Its product is annotated as protein SENSITIVE TO PROTON RHIZOTOXICITY 1-like. The coding region runs from base 111 to 1568 and encodes 485 amino acids. Gene Ontology annotation, biological process: response to acidic pH; response to aluminum ion. The transcript is spliced from 2 exons. The record is from RefSeq and is a predicted model, not a curated record. Lineage: Eukaryota; Viridiplantae; Streptophyta; Magnoliopsida; Asterales; Asteraceae.